UUUGGAACCAAGGAAUGGAACUAACAUGCGACAGUCUGUCAACUGAAAGUUUCAUGAGUUCGCUCCUUUGCCCAGAUCUUGGCGAACAGUCCCUUACCGUGUGAUUGUGGCUCAGAAAUUAUUUUUCUUUUGGUGAUGAUCGUGCUGGGCUGGAUACUUUUUGUUGGCUUUGCGUCCUACAUGGGCACAUUUCCAGAGGCGAUGCCUCCAACUCUAAAGUGGAAAGAGAGGUUGCCUGGUCGGGAGAACAAGGCACGAAGAAGGAUCCAAGUUUUGGAGGAAGAGCUGCUGCUAUGAGUGAGUCAGGAACGAUGUGGAAGGGAUAUAAAUAUCCCCCAGGAGGGACCCCUCUGGAAGUAAACAAAGAUGACCCUGGUGAACCCAUGCAGCUGUGAAGAUCACCCAUCUGCACAGUUCCUGUUGUAGGUUUCCACAUAAAGUAAUCGCAC
Arvicanthis niloticus (Nile rat) is the source of this 449-nucleotide messenger RNA. RefSeq names its product mitochondrial sheath formation associated (gene Misfa). The record is from RefSeq and is a predicted model, not a curated record. NCBI's taxonomy places the organism in Eukaryota, Metazoa, Chordata, Mammalia, Rodentia, Muridae.